Molecule: messenger RNA, 6281 nt
Organism: Xyrauchen texanus (razorback sucker)
Lineage: Eukaryota; Metazoa; Chordata; Actinopteri; Cypriniformes; Catostomidae
Product: electrogenic sodium bicarbonate cotransporter 4-like
Exons: 24
Coding region: 85-3306 (1073 amino acids)
Biological process (GO): regulation of intracellular pH; monoatomic anion transport; transmembrane transport
Cellular component (GO): plasma membrane
Molecular function (GO): solute:inorganic anion antiporter activity; sodium:bicarbonate symporter activity; monoatomic anion transmembrane transporter activity
Source: RefSeq, a predicted model, not a curated record
GAGAAAAUCACAGCUGAUACAGACUAAUGCUCAUCGCAGUGCUUGAGUUAUUGACCUCAUCUCAACGAAACUUCUGCAAUAAGAAUGGACCAUGACCGGCAUAGCAGUAAGAGAAGUGGUCAACGCAGCAGACACCAUGAUGAUAAUGAUAAUGAUGAGUCAGUCUACAUUGGCGUUCCAGUGCCACAGGGCUACAGAAGAAAGCGCAGACGUCACAGGCACACGUCACGGAAUUCCCAUGACCGCGACAGCCAGGAUAGACACCACAAUCGGCAUGGUCACCUGGAUCGAGAGGAACCAUAUGACCCAGAUGAAGGGGACCAGGACUCCAAUGAGCAGUUCUCUGACAUCAACUCCAACAUGUCCCCCGCAGCAGGGAGACUGCGGCACAUCCUCAGUGAGGAAGAUGAGCCCACACCCACACUCUUUACUGAGAUGGACACACUGCAGCAUGAGGGUGGAGAGAUGGAGUGGAAAGAGUCAGCCAGGUGGGUUAAGUUUGAAGAAAAGGUGGAGGAGGGUGGAGAGAGAUGGAGCAAGCCACAUGUGUCCACACUGUCUCUGCACAGUCUAUUUGAGCUGCGCACCUGCCUGCAGACGGGCUGCAUACUGCUGGACCUGGAGGGAUACUCACUGCCACAGAUAGUGGAUGACCUCAUAGAGAAGCAGAUACAAGAGGGUCUUGUCGAUCCAGAGAUCCGUGAGAAGAUCAGUUUUGUCCUCCUGCGGAAACACCGUCACCAGACCAAAAAGCCGAUGCACCUCUCGCUGGCAGAUAUCGGCAAAUCCAGCCCAUCGAACCGCAGUCCGUGUCCCAGUCCUCGAGCUGGAUCUGGUUUCCACCGUUCCACUGAGGACCUGCGAGCUCGUCGGAACGGUGGCCUCAGCAGAUUGCAUCCUUCUCAGUGCCGCAGUAUGAAUGAUAUUUCCGAUACGCCGAGCACUGACCAGCUGAAGAAUAAAUUCAUGAAGAAGAUCCCCAGAGAUGCCGAGGCAUCUAAUGUGCUGAUUGGAGAAGUGGAUUUUUUAGAAAAGCCGUUCGUGGCCUUCGUCCGUCUGGCUCAAGCCACAACACUUGGAGGCCUCACUGAAGUCCCUGUGCCAACCAGGUUCCUCUUUGUGCUGCUUGGUCCCAAUGGCAAAACCAAGUCCUACAAUGAGAUCGGUCGUGCCAUGGCCACUCUCAUGGUUGACGAUCUGUUCAGUGAUGUGGCCUAUAAAGCCAGAGAUCGUGAAGACCUGAUUGCUGGUAUUGAUGAGUUUUUGGAUGAGGUCAUAGUUCUUCCACCAGGAGAGUGGGACCCCAAGAUCCGCAUCGAACCGCCAAAGAAACUGCCUUCAGCCGAAAUGAGGAAGUCAGUUUUUUCUCUAAAUGAACUUGGACAGCCGAAUGGGAACGCAGGAGGAGGUGCAGCAUCUGCCGAAGAUGAGGAGAUGCCUGCUCCUCAUGAACUUGGAGAGGAGCUGAAGUUCACUGGCCGAUUUUGUGGAGGACUAUGGCUGGACAUCAAGCGGAAGAUGCCGUGGCUGUUCAGUGAUUUCUAUGAGGGCUUCCACAUCCAGUCUAUUUCCGCUGUGCUCUUCAUCUACCUGGGCUGCAUCACAAACGCCAUCACCUUUGGUGGACUUCUGGGGGACGCAACAGACAACUACCAAGGUGUGAUGGAAAGCUUUUUGGGCACGGCGUUGGCAGGUGCGGUCUUCUGCUUGUUUGCCGGUCAACCGCUCAUCAUUCUCAGCUCAACAGGACCCAUACUGAUCUUUGAGAAGCUGCUCUAUGAAUUCAGCAAGAACAAUGAAAUUGACUACUUGGAGCUUCGGCUUUGGAUCGGCUUACACUCAUGCCUGCAGUGUUUGAUCCUGGUGGCCACAGACGCAAGCUACAUCAUCAAAUACAUGACGCGCUUCACUGAGGAGGGCUUCUCCAGCUUGAUCUCAUUCAUCUUCAUUUCUGAUGCCCUCAAGAAGAUGGCGGGAUCCUUUAACUAUUACCCCAUCGAUCGAGACUUCAAACCAGAUUACAUCACUACCUACAGGUGUGACUGCCAGCCUCCAGGUCAAGUAAAUCCAUUGGCUCUCAACACUUCUAUUGCAUCAGGUCUUGAGAACAUCACUGAUUACGCUUUGUUCAACUUCACGGCUCUGGACUGGAGUCAGCUGAAUAAGAAAGACUGUCUGAAGUUUGGUGGUUCCCUGGUGGGCAAAUCCUGCAAAUACGUGCCUGAUCUGGCGCUCAUGUCUUUCAUCCUGUUCAUUGGAACUUACUCCAUGACCAUCUCACUUAAGAAGUUCAAGGCCAGCCGUUACUUCCCCACAAAGCUUCGGAAGCUCAUCAGUGAUUUUGCAAUCUUCACAUCAAUCAUGACAUUUGUUGGUCUUGAUAUGUUUUUGGGGCUUAAAACACCUAAACUGAUUGUGCCAACUGAAUUUAAGCCCACUCGUUCAGACCGUGGUUGGAUUGUCUUGCCUUCUGGGAAGAACCCCUGGUGGAUAUGUGUGGCAAGCUUUGUGCCCGCACUGCUGGUCACCAUCCUCAUUUUCAUGGAUCAGCAGAUCACUGCCGUCAUCGUCAACCGCAAAGAAAAUAAGCUAAAGAAGGGUUGUGGUUAUCACCUGGAUCUGUUCUGGGUGGGCAUCCUCAUGGCUGUUUGCUCCUUCAUGGGUUUACCCUGGUACGUGGCUGCUACCGUCAUUUCAAUCGCACACAUUGACUCUCUAAAGAUGGAAAGCGAGUCCAGCGCACCUGGGGAGCAGCCACAGUUCCUUGGCGUGCGGGAACAGAGGCUAACCGGUACAUUGGUGUUUGUCCUAACCGGUGUGUCAGUCUUUCUUGCACCAGUGCUGCAGUACAUCCCAAUGCCUGUCUUGUAUGGUGUGUUCCUAUACAUGGGUGUCGCCUCUCUCCAUGGAAUUCAGUUUUGGGAAAGGAUAAAGCUGUAUCUAAUGCCAGCCAAACACCAGCCUGAUUUUGUGUUCCUGCGGCACGUACCCCUGCGCCGCGUGCACCUCUUCACACUGGUGCAGAUCACCUGUUUGGCUGUUCUCUGGAUCCUCAAGUCCACCAUGGCUGCAAUCAUUUUCCCUGUCAUGAUUCUCGGACUACUGGUUGUGAGGAAGAUGUUGGAUCUGGUCUUCUCCCAGCAUGAUCUGGCCUGGCUGGACGACAUCCUACCUGACAAGGACAAGAAGAAGAAAGAGGACGAGAAGAAAAAGAAAGAGAAGAAGAAAGCAAAAGCAGAGGAACACAACAACAGCGAUGAAGAUGUAAGGAAGACCACCGUUAGAAAGGCGAUACAGCUCAUUUAAUACACUCAUGAUCGUUGACAGAUUCUUAUGUUGUUUGAGUGUUUUGUGUGAGUAAUUGUUCAUAUCUUUUUCAUUUUGUUCCAGUGUUGCUGAGAAGGCACUGUAUAACAUUUUACAAUUUCUUUGUAUGUGUCUGUCCGUCAAUUUUAUUAUAUUGUGCAACACCUGCAUGGUCAAUUCAAGUAGUUGUUUUGAGACAGAUGUUAUCUUAGUCUUAGUUGUAGGGCUGAGUAAAAAUAUAGAUUUUCAGAUACGUCACGAUCUUCAUUUGAAUGAUCUCGCGAUCGAUUCUUAAAUCCCAAUUUUGUAGCGGUUAGCACUUGUUCUAUAUAUCAAUGUAAAUACUACUUGUAAAUAGAACAAAUUAAGCAUGCAAACAAUAAACAUGUAAUAAUAUACAGUAUAUAUGCAAUGUAUUAUAAGCAAUUAAAAAUUAUUUUAUUAAUAAUAAAUUCAUGGAUUUGUAAAUUUUUAAAAAGCAGAAUUUUUUUUUUUAAUUUACAGAGUUAUAAGGUUCCCUGUAAAAUUAACAGCAUUAACUGAAAGCAAAAUGGACAUUAUAUCUCAAUUAUACCCAAAAUAAUCAGAAACCGAAUUGAAAGCAGGGAUAUUAUAGUUUUAUUUUUUUAUUUUUUAUUUUAGUUUUAACAUUUUCUGGCUGCCAAAGCUAAAGCAUUUAUUUAAAUCACUUAAAUAUGCUUAAUGUUAUUAAAGUUUCAGCAGUCUCUAGUAGUAUCAUUUUCAUGUUUCAAGUUGUAUGAUAUAGUGGUAUCAAAAAUUGAAACUAAAAUUAAUUCUAGGUUUUCUAUUGUAUUUUAGUUCGUUUUGUAGUUAUGAAAAGGUAUUUUAUUUUAGCUUCAGUUUUUUUCCAACCUUUUUAGUUGUUAUUUAUAUUUCAGUUAAAGGGACAGUUCACCCAAAAAUGAAUGUUCUCUCAUCAUUUGCUCACCCUGAUGGUAUCUCAGGUGUGUUUGACUUUCUUUCUUCACCAGAACACAUUUGAAGAAAAAUGUAAAAAUAUCUUGGCUCAGUCGGUCCUUAAAAUGCAAGUGAAUGGAGAUUUCUCUUUUGAUGCUUCAAAAAUCACAGACAGUCAGCAUAAACGCUAUCGAUACGACUCCAGCUGUUAAAUGAAUGUCCUCUAAAGCGGCACGGUCACUUUUGGUGCGAAAAAGAUUAAUAUUUAAUUACUGAGCUCCGAUAUUUUUCAUCAAAUGGGUUCUGGUGAAGAAAGAAAGUCAUACACACCUGAGAUACCAUCAGGGUGAGUAAAUGAUGAGAACUUUCAUUUUUGGGUGAACUGUCCCUUUAAAUAAAGUGUUUUCAUUAACAACACUGAGAGCUUGUGAAUCAAAAUCAAAUUUGGAAAUCUUUAUCAAUACCCAGCCCUACUUUUUUUGUGUUUGCGUGAAAUAUUUGUUUAUCUACACUAUUCGCCCCUGCUGGUAGUUGCCAUAACUACACCAUAUGUGGACAAAAAGCAUCUUUCUCCAUUGAUGGCCAUUCUAAACUAGCCAUGUUCUUACUAUGUAAAGUAGCUGGGAAAAAAAGCCAAUUUUGGACCCUGGUUACAACCCUUUCCAAAAUGUACCUGCAUGCCAAUUGUUUGUUGCAAUGGUGUCUUUUCCCCCCAGUAAGUGUGUCCCAAAGUAGCCUAUCUCUUUGCUCUGGAGUUGAUAAAUCCAUCUACGCAGCCAAAAUCUUCCCAAAACACCCCUAAUUCUGACCCCUCAGCCUCCAACUGUGAGUAACGGAUCAUGUACAUGAUUAUGUCUACAUAUACAAAUAAGUCAUUUGAUCCAAAUAAAGGCCAGGGUAUGCUCUGCAUAAGCAAAUGACUGUGUUGCAUGGUGUUACUGUGACUAUAUGCUCACCCUUGUAUGUUUUGUGUUCUUUUUCUUCUUUAAAGAAAAGAAGUAUCACCUAUGUUUUACCUGCAGUCAUGGUGGGUUUGAUGCAGACGACAGAUUCUGUGUUCUUACCGCAACCUGAAGCGUCUACCUGAAAACUGUAGUACUCCAAAAACAGUGGAUCCAAUAACAUUAACACUCAAUGAAACCGACACAAACCAUAUUUGUCCUCGCACAUACUGUGAGGUGUAAUCUGAGUCACACAAGCACAGCAUCAUUAGCAGUUUUUCAAAACACACUAGACACACAGAUGUUUGAUAUUUUUAUGUAUGUUACAAACGCAGCAAUUGACGCACAUUUUCAAACCCACAUUGAUCAUAUGAGUCAGUUAAACUUGGAUUUCUCUUCUGUUAGAUCAGAUGCCAGAGCUGUGCCAGUUUGGCACAAGAACUGAGAAGCUCACUCACGUAGAUCAUUUGCUGUGUGUCUUGAGUUUACAAAUGAUUCAAUAAAUGAACAAAAUAAGGUUCACGUACAGUAUGCGUGCUAUGGUUUAAACACAGUAAGAUUGAUUCAGUUGUUUUGGAAACUGCUAAGUGAGGACCUGGAAAUAUUUUUAUUUAUUUAUGUAUUUUUUUUUUAUCUAAAAAUAAUGUGGUUUCAUUAUCAUAUUGUAUACAUAUAUUUGCACUGUAUGAUAUUAAAUAUGCAUUUCAUAGAAUCUAGUGUGACACAAGCGCAAAUGAAUUAAAUUAUAGUUAGAAACAAUGUGUAUCUUGCUAGUGGAAUUUAUUUGAACUUAACUUUUUUUGAAUUUCAAUUUAAAAAAUAUCCCAGUUGGAUUUUCGAUAGAGAUUAUGAUUUAUUACUGUAGCAUUUUAUACAUAAAAUUCAGAUACUUGUAACUCAGAAAUGUUCAUGUUUUCAGACAGUUGUAAUGGAGAAUAUGUCUCUAUGUCCAUGAGAACUAUGCACGGGUUGUUUAAUUGAGAUUCUGUUUGUUCAUUUGUGUUCUGUUCAAAUAAAGAAGGAAAGAGGGCUGAAUAUCAUGUAUGUAUUUAUAUGACUCAGUACUGUUUUGUAAGGGUGGCAACCACCGUCAUCAAAAAAGAAAUAAAAAUUACA